Messenger RNA from Helianthus annuus (common sunflower), 4115 nucleotides. RefSeq names its product disease resistance protein RPV1-like. Gene Ontology annotation, biological process: signal transduction; defense response. The coding region runs from base 118 to 3249 and encodes 1043 amino acids. Gene Ontology annotation, molecular function: ADP binding. The transcript has 8 exons. Lineage: Eukaryota; Viridiplantae; Streptophyta; Magnoliopsida; Asterales; Asteraceae. The record is from RefSeq and is a predicted model, not a curated record.
GCAAAUUCCAGAUUGUAGUUGUUGAAUUAGACUUUAUUUCUUUAAAAUCUUUAAACAUAUACAGCCCUCCCUCCUCAUCUCCUCACUCAAAUCACUCAUACCUUCUAAUAAUUCAUCAUGGUUCUUCUCUCUGAACUUGAACUUUUACCAGGAUCCUCAUCUUCUUCAUCAAAUCAUGAUCAUAAUCAUAGAUAUGACGUAUUUUUAAGUUUUAGAGCUGUUGAUACUCGUAAUAGUUUCAUAGAUCACCUCUACAAUGCCCUUGUGGAUGCCAAUAUCAUCACGUUUUUGGAUGAUGAAGAUAUCGAAACUGGAGAACCACUAAAACCAGAACUCGAGUGUGCGAUUAAAUCAUCUAGAGCUUCUAUUAUCGUGUUGUCUAAGAAUUAUGCUUCAUCCACAUGGUGCCUAGAGGAACUGGUAUUAAUCCUUGAGCGAAACAGGAACUUUAACCAAAUCGUUAUCCCCAUCUUCUAUCAUGUCUCUCCCACGGACGUCAGGAAGCAGCAUGGAAGCUUUGGGGAAGCAAUGGUACAACAUAAACAGAUGUUGGAGACAGAAACAAAUGCAGAGAAAAGAAGUGAAUGGGGUCAAAAGAUGGAGUUAUGGAAGAGGGCACUCACACAAGUUGCUGAUUUAAAAGGAAAAGAUGCAAAGAACAGGAAAGAGACCGGGUUUAUCGAGGAAAUAGUUACCGACAUCAACCGUAGGUUAGGUGUGCCCUUAAGUAAUACCUUGCCACUUCUGAUCGGGAUGGACCAUUAUAUUCAUAUCAUCAGUUCAUGGUUGACUGAUGGAUCUUCUCAUAUUGCUGACAUUCUCACGGUUGCAGGCAUGGGUGGGAUUGGGAAAACAUCUCUGGCUAAACAUGUUUUCCAGUUACACUCUAGUAAAUUUCACAAAAGUAGCUUUAUCGAAGGUAUUAAUGCAAGAUGUAAUGAGCACAUUAAUGGAUUGCUUGAUAUACAAAAGCAACUUCAUGGAGACAUUUCGAAAAAAGUCUCAAUUCAAGUUAAUGAUGUCUCCGUGUACACCUCUAAGAUUGAGAAUGCUCUAGCCCGUAAAAGGUUGUUUUUAGUGCUUGAUGAUAUUCAUAGUCUUGACCAACUGGAUGCUUUACUCGGAAACAAAGGUUUACACCCAGGAAGCAAAAUAAUAAUAACAACCAAGGAUGCCUCUUUAACAGAAAGGUCUACACUAUUUGACCCACAAGUUCAACCGAAGUAUACAAAGGUCUUACUUAAUGGUUUAUGUGAGGCUGAAUCACUAGAGCUUUUAUGCAUUCAUACAUUCAAGAGCAAAAAGCCCAAAGAAGGUUAUAAGGAGGUUUCAGAAAAGCUUGUGAAGUAUUGUGAUGGACAUCCUUUUGCUCUUGAAGUUUUGGGCAAGUCUCUUCGUAAAUGUGAAGAUAUAGAUGAAUGGGAGUAUUACAUAGAAGCGCUAAAGAAAGAACCUCAUUCUCGUAUAAAAAAAACAUUGCAAAUGAGCUUUGACUCUUUGUCAUUUGAUAAUGAUAAGGACUUGUUUAAGCACAUCGCAUGUUUCUUUGUGGGAAUGGAUAAAGAUUUGACGGAAAGAAUAUUAAAUUCAUGUGAUAUAAAGACAAGACCCGGGAUAAGAAAUCUCACUAACAGAUGCCUUCUUAGUAUCGGACGGGACAACAAGUUGAUGAUGCAUCAAUUGGUUCAAGAGAUGGGAAGAGAUUUAGUAAGACAAGAAUCACCUUAUAAGCCAUGGAAGCGUAGUCGAUUAUGGUGUCAUGUGGAAUCAUUCAAAGUGUUGAAACAUAAAAAAGGCAAGAGAAAUCUUCUAGGCCUUGCCCUUGAUACGAGAAUGCUUGAAAAAAAGUUGUGUGGAUCGUUUAAGCUGAAGAAGGACUCAUUACGUAAGAUGGAUAAUCUGACGCUACUACAACUCAACUAUGUACAACUAAAUGGCUGUUUCCGAACAUUUCCAGAAGGAUUACGAUGGUUGUGUAUGCAUGGGUUCCCUUUAAAGUCUAUACCUUUAGACUUACCAAUGGAGAAUCUGGUUGCUCUUGACUUGUCCUAUAGUAAUAUUGAAUAUUUUGACAUGUCAUAUAGUAACCCACAACCACCUGCAAAGAGGCAAAAGUUUGUUAGAUCAUGCUCAAAAGGCAAAAGGUUGCUUGGAUCAUUGAAGGUUCUUGAUCUGAGUUUCUGUGAACAACUUCAUAGUCUUGGUGGUUUUUUCGAACUCCCUGAACUUGAGAGGUUAAUAGUUGUAAGCUGCAUAAGUUUGAUUGUGGUAUGUGAAUCGGUUGAUCAAUGUGUUGAGCUUGUCCACAUUGAUCUGAGUUACUGCUACAAGCUUAAAAAGCUUCCAAUAUCCUUAGGCAAGUUAAAGAAAGUUCAAACAUUAUUCUUAGAUGGUUGUAAUUUUUGUGAAUCUAAAAUCGAGAUGUGGGAUACAAAUUCAUCGGAUUUUAGUAUAAGCUCACAAACCUCUUCAUCUACCAUUAUCGAUGCUAUACCAAGCGAUUUCAAGUUCUUUGUGACUUCUUUACCAAGUUCAUUAAUAGUUCUGUCACUUGCAAAUAGUAAUUUGUCUAAUGAAUCCUUUCCAAGGGACUUUAGCUGCCUAUCAAUGCUAGAGGAUUUAUGUUUGGAUGAUAAUCCAAUUGUUUCAAUGCCAAAUUGUGUGAGAAGCCUUCCUAGGCUUAAGAUACUAAGUAUGAAAUACUGUGAGAUGGUUAUAUCAAUUGAGCAUCCUCCAUAUACGCUAAGAGUAUUAUCAGUCGGUCAUCGUAAUACUUCACUACAGAAAAUUAAGUUUGAUGAAAAAAUGUCCCCACUCAACAUAGAUGGACCUUGGAAGCUAUUAUCACCUUUGUCCUAUGAAAUUGAUGGCAUGGUCAAAAUCCAACCUUUGGCAUGCGUUGAGAAAAAGGUAUUGCGUAGUUUGGGCUGGACAAACUUAGAUGAGUUGAUUAAAGAAAGGCACCUAGAAACUUGCACUUUUGCAGAAUCCGAUAAAUCUCAAACCAAGAUGUAUUAUGAAUUUGGAAUAUUCAGCACAAUGUAUCAUGAGGAUAAAGGAAUGCCGAAUUGGAUUAGGUGUAGAAGCAAGGGCCCGUCAAUAUCCUUUACCAUCCCAUCAUCUCCUAAGAAGCUCCGAGGAUUGAAUUUCUAUUGUAUGGAGACGAUGCGUCAAUUUUCGUAUGAUACUUUUGUGUUGCCAAAGAUCAAAAUUAGUAAUAUUACAAAAAAACCACACAUGGAUUUAUAAUCAUUAUAUCGACAAAGUCAAGGUAGGUGGAAAGUAUUUAACUUUGUUAAGCCAUUGGAUGUUCGGGCCAAAUGAGAUGACAGUUGGUGACCAAAUUACUAUCGUUGUAUCACAAAGAUAUUGUAACGAGCAACUUACAAAGAAAUGUGGGGUGAAUGUUGUGUAUGACGAUGGAAAGAUUGAGGAAGAAGAAGAUGCGUUGCGUUAUUACAAGUCAUGGAAUCAUAUAAUUGGUGGAGAUCUCUCUGCUUUUCAAUAUCCCACAGGAGAGUACUUUUUAUCUAACAUGCAUUUCUUUGAUGGCUCUAGAUAUAGAGAAAAAGAAGUGACCUUUCAAGCUUUCUCCCAAAAGAAGUCUAAAAUACUUGGCCAUGAAUCUCAGGACAUACCGAAAUGCAAUGAAAUGAAAGGAGUUAUAGCCAUGCAUGAGGAUAUAUGCAUGGAAAUUGGAACAUGACAAGGCUAUAAUAGAUGACAUAUUGGAUAUUCUAAAGGUUGAAUAAGAAUGGUUGCAUCUCACUCAUCAUCUCUGGACCAGCAUCAAAAUUUUAAUCAUAAGUGGAUAUGUCUUUUGUGGAAGAUGUCUAUAAUGCCAUCAAAAGUACCCAUUAUUUCUGUUGGAUUAAUCGGUUCGUUAACGGGUCAUGCGUCGGCACUGUUAGAAAAAUAAACCGGUUUUACAGGAUCAACCUAUCAUCACCUCCUUUUUUAUAAUAUUGUAUUUCCUUUUAAACUUAUUUAGUUUCCUUGUAUUCUAAAGGAGCCGUUGCCUGUAGUCUCUAUAUUUAGGGUGGCUUCCAAGUUGUAAAAGUAUCACAGAAAUAAAGAACAAUAUUCAUUCAAUAAAAAUAAACUCAUUCUUGGUU